AUGAGUGAUACGGUACUCGAAGCUCUUGAAAUAAUUUCAUGGGGCGUGCGUGUCUUUUGGGAGCUUGCUAAUGUAUUUUUGCAAGCGAUGCGGCGCGCGGGAGUUACGCAAGGGUGCCCGGAGAACUCGUCUGACCGGCUUCAGAUCUGGGCCAGAGCCAUCUCUCCACUGAGUUAUCGUGCUAUCCUUUCUCUAACGAUUGCGAAUACGAGGGUAGUAGAGUAUAUGGACGUGUUUUGUAAGAGUUGCUCGAAUGAGGUCAGCCUCGGGCGUGAUCUUAUUCUGGGGAACGGCGAGGGUUACGUAAGCUUGGUUGUGCUAAGGUGGUUAAGGGUGGGAGUAGGCGGGGCAGUGAAAGGGCUGGGCGGGGCGGCGUGCUCGAUACCGCCCAUCACAUUUCACCACCGCUGCGACGCUUCUCGUGCGUCCUACUUCCACUGCAGGUUCGCUCUUGGCUCUUCAUUGUGUGCCAACAACCUCGAACAA
Molecule: messenger RNA, 486 nt
Organism: Brenthis ino (lesser marbled fritillary)
Lineage: Eukaryota; Metazoa; Arthropoda; Insecta; Lepidoptera; Nymphalidae
Source: the annotation of a GenBank genome assembly